AUGGGCGAGCAUAAUCUCCUUAAUCCAGGGUUUGUAGGACCUCUGGUAAACAUCCAUACAGGAGACACCUUUUACUUUCCGAAUUUUAGAGCCUCAGGGGGACAGCUGGCGGGGCUACCGUCUCUCUCCUACCCGAGAAGGGACAAUGUUUGCUCCCUCCCGUGGAACCCUUCGGAGCCGUGCAAUGGAUAUUCUCAAUCCUACUUUAGCAGCCCCGUCUCUAUUAACCCUUCUUUCAAUCGGUCGUGUGAGAUCACCAGACCGGAGGAGGGCAAGUGCUACUACAACAACGGGAACAGGGAGACCUGCUCAGGUGGCAACGGCAGCGGCAGCCUAAAACGGGAGGACAGAGCGAGGGACACAUCUUCCCUAACAUCUGACCACGGGAUGCACGCCGGGAUUGCAGGCAGCGUCUCCUUCUCUAAAUAUGAGUAUGGAACGGAGCAGCUCACACAGGAUCCGCCGUCCUGUCAGUCGAUGGAAUCUGACUCCAGCUCCUCUCUGUUAAAUGAGGGCGGCAAGCCUCCAUCUAGCAACACACAGACCCUGGUGUCUCCGGGAAGCCAUUCUGGCAACAUAGCCGCAGGCGGAGGUGCCCCUUGGUACCCCAUGCACACUCGGACCAGAAAGAAGCGCAAACCUUAUUCCAAACUCCAGCUGGCGGAGCUCGAGGGAGAAUUCAUGCUGAACGAGUUCAUUACCAGGCAGCGGCGGAGGGAGCUCUCCGACCGACUGAACCUCAGCGACCAACAAGUGAAGAUUUGGUUUCAGAACCGCAGGAUGAAGAAGAAGAGACUCAUGUUAAGGGAGCAAGCUUUGGCUUACUUUUAA
Cyprinodon variegatus (sheepshead minnow) is the source of this 831-nucleotide messenger RNA. RefSeq names its product homeobox protein Hox-C12a (gene hoxc12a). The transcript has 2 exons. Gene Ontology annotation, biological process: regulation of DNA-templated transcription. The record is from RefSeq and is a predicted model, not a curated record. The coding region runs from base 1 to 831 and encodes 276 amino acids. Gene Ontology annotation, molecular function: sequence-specific double-stranded DNA binding; DNA-binding transcription factor activity, RNA polymerase II-specific. Lineage: Eukaryota; Metazoa; Chordata; Actinopteri; Cyprinodontiformes; Cyprinodontidae.